Sabethes cyaneus is the source of this 2755-nucleotide messenger RNA. Its product is annotated as phosphatidylserine lipase ABHD16A. The record is from RefSeq and is a predicted model, not a curated record. Bases 293 to 1849 code for a protein of 518 amino acids. Gene Ontology annotation, cellular component: endomembrane system. The transcript has 9 exons. Gene Ontology annotation, biological process: monoacylglycerol catabolic process; phosphatidylserine catabolic process. Lineage: Eukaryota; Metazoa; Arthropoda; Insecta; Diptera; Culicidae. Gene Ontology annotation, molecular function: glycerophospholipase activity; monoacylglycerol lipase activity.
AGAAGACGUCAAUAGCUGUGGUGCUGUUGGUGAAUUAAAUUUACAGCAGUACAAUUUUUAUUGUAUUUUCUUUUCAUUCUACUUAAAAUAAGGCAUUUGGAUGGAAGCUAUCAAAGUCCGUACGCGAUUAGAAGUAAAUUAAAGAUAGUCACAGUAAGAUUUGCAGCUUAAUUGGGUGAAUAGGACCUAAACGUUAGUGGAAUACAAAGGGAAAGUACAGUGACGUUUCGAGCAAUUCUAUUGUUUUGCUCGUCACAUUCAGCUAGAAUCAGCAGAAAGCAGUCAUUAAAGAAUGCCGUUCUAUAAGUAUUUAUUAUCUCCAAAGCUCUUCAAAGAGUAUGAUGGAACAAAGGAAGUGUAUGAACCUGGUGCGCUGGAGAAAUAUGGAGAUCAAUUAUUGACAGCUUUAAAUUUGAUGUGGAGCUUUGGCUACUAUACAUCGCCUCUGUUGAUCACAUUCUUGUACCGUCGGGGUUAUUUCGUGGCUGAUUCCGUUGGAACUUUGGCCAAAUUUACGACGGGCAUUGGUUUGCUGGUAGCCGUUUCCUUGUGUAUGCGGGGACUGGGUCGGUCUAUGAGUGUGGUUUAUGUGCGUUUUGCAGAAUGUUUGGAAAGUGCCAAACGAAACGAGAAAGACCAGGAAGCUAAAAGUCACAUUCGAAAAUAUGAUUUCGAUUUUAAAGAUUGGCCUGUUGAUUUUACUGUUAAGAGUAGCGUACAACGUGUGCAACUACCCCGCAACAAGCCAUUAUGGAUCUCUUCCCUUCCAUGUCAAAUUGUAGCUUACCUUGCUAUUCACACCUUCGGUAUUCGUAUGAUCUAUCCUGGCUCUGUGCGAUUGUUGCAGAGCUAUAUUGAACCCAUGUUGCUUCAGGGUCGUAUAAAGCUGAUCACGGAGAAUGAUGGCAAACGCAACAAAGUUAAAACGGCCGAUGGAAAUGAAAUAGAUACCUUAUUCGUAGACAAUCGCAGUAAAAGCCCGAACGGGCGUACACUUAUUAUUUGUUCGGAAGGCAAUGCUGGUUUCUAUGAAAUUGGAAUUAUGUCCACCCCAAUCGAUUUGAAAUAUUCGGUUCUUGGUUGGAACCAUCCAGGAUUUGCUGGAAGCAGCGGUCGUCCAUAUCCAGACCAGGAUCAGAAUGCGGUUGAUGCAGUGCUUCAGUUUGCUUUAACCGAUCUUGGUUUCACGCCAGAAAACAUUAUUCUCUAUGGUUGGAGUAUUGGCGGGUACUCAACGCUUUAUGCGGCUUCACAAUAUCCGGACGUUAAAGGAGUAAUCCUGGAUGCCACCUUUGAUGACGUGUUGCAGCUGGCACUGCCUCGAAUGCCUGAGAGUAUUUCCAACAUUGUUAAAAUUGCCGUUAGAGAUUAUGUGAAUUUAAACAACACGGAACUGAUCUCACAAUAUAAUGGUCCAGUAAUGUUGAUCAGACGAACGGAUGAUGAAAUCAUAUGCUCCGAGGAGGGUAAUCUUGCGACGAACAGAGGAAAUUUUCUGCUAAUCAAUAUGCUUAAACAUCGCUUUCCAAAUAUAUUCAAAACAGACCAGGAAAACCUGGUGAAAGAAAUUUUAUCGAAACCCAUCGAAUUCAAUAGGAAUGAACAAGACGAACUUUGUCUCUCGCUGUUGAUGUCUUAUUUGGGGGACAACGGCAAUAACGGUACAUCACGAAGUUAUCCCAUCGAAAUUGGAGAGGAAUAUACCAGCGAACAAAGGGAUUCGAUGGCGAAGUAUCUCAUUAAAAAACAUUUGCACGAUUUUAAAUCGUCCCAUUGUACACCUCUACUCGCGGAGCACUUCCAAUUGCCGUGGGAAAUUCCAAACGAUACUGAUUUUGUGUUCACAUAAGCUUAAAUCAUAAUGUAUCACUGCUCUUCUUCAAAGCACCUAGCCAGUGAAACGCAAAAAAUUUAAGCUGUAACAUUUUGGAACUAUUCUUGAAAGUAGCAUGCCUCAAAAUUAUCAACGUACGAAAACAUUUGGUGGAAGGUAUGUUUUUUAAAGUCAUAAACACUCUAAGCGCAAUGAGGGGUAAUGAAAGAUUCUUGUUUAGCGAGUAUUAGAAAUGGUAUUUUACAGAGAAGAAGGACAGCUGUUGAAAUUACGCUGCAUUAGCAGCAUAACUGAAACGACAUUCUCAACUAUUUAUUGGUAUAAUGUAAGAAUAUUGCAAUAUAAAACGAAUGCUUAAUACUGCAACAUCAUCUCUCACUAUGCCGGGAAUAUAAAUGUCCACGAGUUCGAUGCACAGUUUCAUAUUUAUGGUAUCAAAAAAAAAAUGAAUCUGCAUAGAAAGUCUAGAAUUCAAACUUAAACAGAAGUGACUCGAAAUUCAACAAUGUCGUCAGGUAUAAGAAACUAUUUUUGUGACUGGGUAAUUUACACGUACUGCGAGGGCAGUUUGUAAAAACAAAACAGGACUAAUAAACUCUAUAAUAUUUAGCAACCUAUCAUUGGCAUUCAGUUUCAGCAUUAGCUUUCGUUGAUUCGAAUUUCGAAGUAAGUCGAUUUUCAACACACUUUCGGUUUAGUCUUUAAACCAUUUUCAAGUUUUAUUGGUUAAAAAUGUAAGCAGAAUAAACAUUACACUACUGAGAGUAUAUGGACAGCAGAAAGUUGAAUAUUACAGCAAAGAAAUUUAAAAUUAACAUGUGAGAGGGGUACUUGCAUUUCAUUAUUUCAUUCUGAGUGUCGGAAUUUUGGAUCGUGGCAGCGAUCGCCUUUUACCGUUGAUUGCAUCCGCGUUGUCUUCUG